CGCCGUCGUGUUCACUCUCUCUAUAACCCUUGUCGAGCAAAGUUCUUUAAUCCUCCUCGUUUCGUUGUAAACCAUGUCGUUUGAAGAUGAUUUUGUGGAAGACGAUGAGAUGAACAUGAUCGAUGACGAAGUAGCAUCUGACUCUGAAGCAGAAUCUUUGUCAGAUUCCGAUUCAGAUAACGAGAUCACUGAGAAGCUAGCUGAGCCGACAAAGACUGCUGUCUACAACAGAGAUGGUUUGCUUGAUAAGCUUCAAGACAUCAGCUGGCCAGAAGAUGUUGACUGGACUCAUAAGCUCACCGUUGAUAUCGAGCAAGGACAAGCCGUUGAUGUAAACGACGACCUCGCUAGAGAGAUGGCCUUCUACACUCAAGCCCUCGAAGGGACGAGACAGGCUUUCGGAAAGCUUCAGGAGAUGGGACUGCCUUUCCUCAGGCCUUCUGAUUACUACGCGGAGAUGGUGAAGUCAGACACGCACAUGGAGAAAGUGAAGUCUAAGCUUCUGUACGAGAAGAAACAGAUGGAGGAGACUGAAGAGAGGAGGAAAGCUAGGGAUAACAAGAAGAUGGCUAAGGAAGUACAGUCUCAGAAGAUGAAGGAACGUGCUAAGCAGAAGAAGGAUGAGAUUGAGUCUGUCAAGAAGUGGAGGAAACAGAGGCAGCAGAGUGGGUUUAGUGAGAAAGGAGCUGGGGAUCUUGAUCUUGAGUUUGGAAAUGGUAAGAGUUUCCAGAGAGGAGGUGGAAAGAAGAGACCAGGUGUGUCUCCUGGUGAUAGGUCAGGAGGCAAAGGGAAGCCUACUUCGAGGAUGAACAAUAAGAAGAGGGAGUUUAGGGACUCCAAGUUUGGUCAUGGUGGAAGGAAAGGGUUGAGCAAGCAGAACACUGCAGAGACCACGAAUGAUUUCAAAGGUGGGUUUCGUGGUGGCAAAGCCGGUGGAAACAAGAGACAGAAGAAAUAAACAAGUUUUGGUUAUCUAAACUUAUCCACAGUUUCAACACUAUAAGCUAUUUUGUCAUUUUGGUUUAUGUUUUGAGAGAAUGUUUCUUUUGAUUUUUGUAAGGGUUCUCGGACCAAUAUCCUUACUUACAAUGUUGUAGUAAUGAUUACUUGAGUUAACAAAGGUCCAUGUGUUUUAAAUAGCUUAGGUGCAAG
Messenger RNA from Eruca vesicaria subsp. sativa (arugula), 1152 nucleotides. NCBI's taxonomy places the organism in Eukaryota, Viridiplantae, Streptophyta, Magnoliopsida, Brassicales, Brassicaceae. The record is from the annotation of a GenBank genome assembly.